This is a messenger RNA of Aspergillus fumigatus Af293, 1557 nucleotides long. NCBI's taxonomy places the organism in Eukaryota, Fungi, Ascomycota, Eurotiomycetes, Eurotiales, Aspergillaceae. The record is from RefSeq and is a predicted model, not a curated record.
AUGAUAAUUUCGUCGUACCACCUGUUGGCGCCAAGGUGCCGCCGGGACCAAAAGGUAUACAACAAGUCAAUCCACGUCUUGAACACAGUGGCUAAAGGAAUCAAAGGAUGGCCAUUCCUUGGAAGCGCGCCAGCUCUGGCUGCCGUUGACACCAAUGGGAUAAUCGGUAUCUUCAAGAGCUGGGCCGAGCAAUAUGGCUCCAUCACUCAGUUCAGCGCCAUGGGCGACAAGCAAGUCAUUCUUACCGAGGAUAAGGACGCAAGAGAGCUCUUUGUCAGACGGGGGAUCAAGUAUUCUGAUCGUGGAGCUCCUCAUGCCGUCGAAUACAUUUCGAUGAAACAGAAUCCCGGUUUCAGGCCCAAGGAUGAUGGAUGGCGCCGCCAAAGAAGCAUGAUCCAAAGCGCGAUCAACAUCACCUCCAUCAAUAAAUACCAGAGUCUGAUGGACGAUGAAGCCACGUUCACCGUGAACGCACUGCUGCAGUCCCCGGACUCGUUUCAUGGCGAGUUCUUGCGAUAUUCCUACUCCGUGUUGACGAGCUCGUUGCUCGGCUUCUCAGUCCGCAGUCCAUCGGACCCUUUCAUCCACCACAAUGAAACCUUCACGGCCGAACUCAUGAACUCUUUCCGUCCUGACUGCUUCCCGAGCAACGUGUUCCCUGUGCUCCGGAAACUGCCCAUGUGGCUUCUGCCCAGCUUGAGAACGAUGGAAAGGCUCCGGAAAGAGUAUGUGGGCGAGAUGUGGGCGUUCAGGAGGAAGAUCGAGAAGCUCGUCAAGGAGGGCUCGGCGACAGAGUGCAUCUAUAAACAUUUUCUCCUCCACCGGGAUCAGUAUAACGUCACCGAGGAAGAGUCGGUUCACACAUUUCAGGCCAUGAUUGACGGUGGGACCCGCUCGCCCCACAACAACCUGCUAACAUUCCUCUUCCUGAUGAUGGAGUUUCCCGAGUGGCAGAAGAAGCUGCAAGAGGAGGUCGACAGAGUCGUUGGCAGGGAUCGAAUGCCGAGCUAUAGGGACAUUCCUAACCUGCCUACUGUGAGAGCUAUUGUCAAGGAAACAGUCCGAUACAGAAGUAUUGUCGCAGAAAUGGGCAUUGGCCAUUGCCUGCAAACGGACGACAUUUACAAGGGCUACUUCUUUGAAAAAGGCACUGUAUUCAACGCUAUAUUUGCGUCUAUCCUUAUGGACAAAGACACCUACCCAGACGGCAAACUUUUCAAUCCUGCGCGCUGGCUGGAGCCUAGUUACCCGACUUACAAGGAACCCCUGACCACGUACCCAAACUGUCAGGGCUUUCCUGCAUUCGGCUAUGGUAGGCGGGCAUGCCCGGGGGUUGACUUUGCGGAGAGAACCCUGGUCAUAAUGUUUGCGAAGCUGGGAUGGACGAUGAAUAUUCGAUGGCCGAGGGAUGAGGACGGUAACGAACUUCGGGAGGAAUUACAGUAUGAACCAGUGCCAGCGCCGAGGCCGUUGAAGUUUGGUUGCAGGCUUGAGGCUCGAGAUGCUGACCGCGCCAAGAUAGUGGAGGAAGCAGCGAAGCAUUUGAAGUUGCAAUGA